Messenger RNA from Tetrahymena thermophila SB210, 648 nucleotides. RefSeq names its product glutathione S-transferase, amine-terminal domain protein. The record is from RefSeq and is a predicted model, not a curated record. Gene Ontology annotation, molecular function: glutathione transferase activity. The transcript has 2 exons. Lineage: Eukaryota; Ciliophora; Oligohymenophorea; Hymenostomatida; Tetrahymenidae. Gene Ontology annotation, biological process: glutathione metabolic process.
AUGAUAAUACUUGGAUAUUGGAACUUAAGAGGUUACGGAUAAUCUAUCCGCUUGCUGCUUGAAUAUUUGUAAGUGGAAUAUUAGGAUAAACUUUAUCAUGAGAAUGGAGAGGAGUGGUUUGGUACAGAUAAGAAAAAUCUCAAUACAAACUUCCCUAAUUUACCCUAUGUUAUAGAUGGAGAUGUAGUUGUGACAGAAUCUAAAGUUAUUCCUAUCUAUAUUAUUAAGAAGUUCAAGAGAUUUGAUCUUAUUGGAUAGAAUGUUGAUGGUUCUUAUAAUUAGAAUGAAAUUACUUAUCUACAACUUUAGGAGAUUUUAAAGGAAUUAUUAGAUAAACUUGAAGCUUAAGCGAGAAUCCCCUCAUUCAAAGAAGAGAAAGAAAAGAUUUUCAAUGAACAAUUUAAUAUUACGUUUGAAAAAAUUAAGAAAUAACUUGGAAAUCAAGAAUAUCUAUUAGGUAAUCUUACAUACGUAGAUCUUUACUUUUACGAAGUUUUAAGAAAUUUCUAAUUAUUUUAUCCUAAAAUCUAAAUUUUUACUGAGUACCUGAAAAGAAUUGAGAAUAUUCCUCAAAUCAAGGAAUACAUUCAAACUAAAGAAAACAAAACAUUCAUUUUUGAUUCCAUGAAAGAUAAAUAUUAUUACUGA